Cyprinodon tularosa is the source of this 1134-nucleotide messenger RNA. RefSeq lists its product as uncharacterized. Lineage: Eukaryota; Metazoa; Chordata; Actinopteri; Cyprinodontiformes; Cyprinodontidae. Bases 226 to 1134 code for a protein of 302 amino acids. Gene Ontology annotation, biological process: negative regulation of DNA-templated transcription; negative regulation of circadian rhythm. The transcript is spliced from 4 exons. Gene Ontology annotation, cellular component: nucleus. The record is from RefSeq and is a predicted model, not a curated record.
CCCUAUUUUGAUGGCAGUUAUUGCGGAAUCUCAGCCCGUUUUCGGUCUAGUUUGUUUUUACUUUGCAUCAUAGCCUGUGACAAAGAAACAUGAAUUUAUUUUAUACUGUAGGUCCGAUUGUAACAGCUGUAACAUGGCGCUGCUGAUUGACCCGUUUCUGUUAAACACACCUGAAGGCUGGAAAAAACCAUUUGAUUUUAUCGAUCAACACCUAAAGGGGCCGUCAUGCCGAAAGAGCAGCCUCGCUUAAAGGAUAGUGAUCCCCGUGCACCAACAAUCAAGAAUGCUAAAGAUAAAAGCAACAGCACCACCAUGCUGGCAAUUCGUGACGCUAAAGGUGCCAAUGGCUCCAACAGAAUGGGCUCCAGCUGCAGCUCUGAAAAAGACUCUGGGUAUUCUGAGGGCUCUGACUGGCAGCAGACAGAUGCUGAGGACCAAAGUAGCACCAACAGCCAAAGGAGAGGGAUAAAACAUGCUGAGGCUUCACACUCAGGUCAAUCCAAAACACAAGGCAGCAGAAACACUGGAGAUCCUUCUGUGAAGCUUACCAAUCAGGCCCAUCCACCCGUCUAUAUCAUCAAGCCAGCUGUCACCCAGAAAAGAAGUCCGCUGAGCAUUGGUAACAGCAUGAGGAUAAUCAGCCAUGCUGUCUCUCCAAAUAUGAUCAUUCUUGACAAGCAAAGCUUCAUGCCAGCAACACUGCAGCACCUCAAGCCUUUGAAUUCUAGUGUCAAAGGCAAGAAAGCCAAAAAUACCUACCUCCCCAUAUUGAACUCUUACCCUCGCAUUGCUCCACAUCCUACCAAGAAGCCACCUGACAAGUCUACAUCUGACCAGGAAUCCCAAACUCUGAGCAAAAGGGUGUGCACUGAACGUAAGACUGAAGAAACUUCAGUAAGUAGAGGCCUGUCUGAGGAGCGCCAUCACAACCAACUAAAGCCGACAGCUUCAAACUCUGUCCUGUUGAGUUCUCCAUCUAGCAGAAACAGUCUGCCCUCCUCCACCUUUGGGAUUUCUUCCACAGACCUCGGAUCUCCAUCCAUCUCUAGUCUGCAUGCGGUGUCCUCUGACUCUCCUCCUCUUGUUUUCCUCAAAGUCCAAAGAAAAAACUUGCAUUGCUCCAGCAUUCUUUAA